Molecule: messenger RNA, 1161 nt
Organism: Uranotaenia lowii
Lineage: Eukaryota; Metazoa; Arthropoda; Insecta; Diptera; Culicidae
Exons: 4
Coding region: 202-930 (242 amino acids)
Source: RefSeq, a predicted model, not a curated record
AGUUCUUAUGCUGUAAUCAAAAAAAUGGUUAAAAGUUUCACCUCAAAAUGAAAGAAGUCGAAAUUUCUCCGCCAUUUUGCCAUUUGCACAUUCUUACAACCACGCGUUUUGAUUUGAUAUCUUUAUUUUGUUGUUUAUUUUGGUAAUAAUUUUAUUAAAUUAACGUGAAAACGUUUUGCUAUCAAUAAAUAAUUAAAAAAAAUGACUAGUGGUGCUAAUAACGAACGAGUAUCCGGCGGAACUAUUUUUCUUCCUGUCCCACUUAUAACCAACAAACAGCGAAUUGGUGAUUCGGGCACUAGCCUCAGCUUCCAGACAUUGGACAUGAAAACACAUUUCCGAAGCUUCAACAAGAGAGAGCCACGAGAGAAUCUGAUGCCUGCUAACCGUAGCAGACCAGUCCAGAGCCCGGAAACAGCACCGGUGGGCAAAAUCGAACAGCCUAGAGAACGAUUGGCUAUCAAUCAACUCUUUUCCUGCUGGAAAAGCGGCCAAUCGAAUAACUUACGGAAAGUGAAUCUUGUUAUUGCUGGUAAAAAAAAAAAUACAAGGCUCUGUUACGCAACGAAUGUGAUUCCUGAAGAUACACUAGAGGAUAAAUCGAUCUGGGAUGAUGGAAGGAAAACGCUGGAUGAGGAAGUUCUCCGGGUGUACACCGUUGAGAUUAUCAGUCGGACGCGGCUAAUGGACAACGAAAUUAAGAUUAUGCAGAGUGAGGUCAUAAGGUUUAUGCACGAACUGCAAACACAGAACGAAAAUUUUAAGGACACCGAAAAUACUUCCCUAUCUGAUGUCGAAUGUGAUCGAGCUGCUGAAUGUGGAUCCCCAGGAAGAGGAAGACAAUUUCCCUGUCGUGGUCUGGAAUCACACAAGAAAGGCAAAUGGGCUGUUUUCAAAACAUCCACGAUACGAAAACGUCUUCGAUAUUGAUAAUUGGCUCGAAAAACUAAAGGUGCAUACCAUAGAAUACACUCUUGAGAAGGCCAGUAGGCUCACAGUGCCUCGCCCUCUACUCAUAGGCAGAUGUACCAAACUGGUACUGUUAAGUAAUUGACGAUUCCCGUAGCUGGAUGUUUCUGUGGCAGGUAUUUGAAACUUUUCACUGAUGCUUUCCCACAAACGGUUUCUAAAUUGAUCUUCUUUUUCUUACAGAUUUCCAAA